Molecule: messenger RNA, 3141 nt
Organism: Rhizoctonia solani
Lineage: Eukaryota; Fungi; Basidiomycota; Agaricomycetes; Cantharellales; Ceratobasidiaceae
Product: Retrotransposable element Tf2 protein
Exons: 2
Coding region: 1-3141 (1046 amino acids)
Biological process (GO): DNA integration
Molecular function (GO): nucleic acid binding
Source: RefSeq, a predicted model, not a curated record
AUGCUUGAUGGGUCAAGCCCCCAGGCAGGAAAAAUCUGGAAGAAGGCAGUACUCACCUUCACCUAUGAUGGCAAAAAGAUGACGGAGACCUUCCUCAUCUGUAAUACUGGUAGUCAUGCGGCCAUCCUAGGUUUGAAAUGGUUAGACGCUCAUAACCCAGAAAUAGAUUGGAACACGCGCACCCUAUCCUUCCCACACACUCCGCCAGAACAUGUGGCCAUUGCCAAAGAGGAAGAAGCUGAUCAGAAUCCCCUCAAAGGAGUACCCUCCAAAUACCACCAAUACGCUAAGGUAUUUGGAGAAGAAGAAUUCAACAAGCUCCCUCCCCAUAGGCAUUACGAUAUUGGCAUUGAACUCACCGAAGAAGGCCCCCUCAACUCUCCCCUCUACAGUAUGACAGAUGCCGAGUCUGCCACACUAAAGGACUGGCUCAGGGAUGAGUUGAAAGCAGGGAAAAUCCGCCCUAGCAAAUCUUCAAUUAGUUCCCCCGUCAUGUUUGUUCCAAAGAAGGACGGUUCCCGCCGCUUGGUUGUCGACUACCGCCGCCUUAACAACCGGACAAAGAAGAAUGUAUACCCGUUACCCCGUCCAGAUGACCUUAUGGCCCAGCUCCGUGGCGCCAAAGUCUUUACCAAACUAGACCUAAGAUGGGGUUACAACAAUGUCCGAGUCAAAGAAGGUGACAAAUGGAAGACCGCCUUCCGCACCAAGUACGGCCUUUACGAGUCCCUGGUCAUGACAUUUGGUUUGACAAACGCUCCUGCUGCCUUCCAGCACUUCAUGAACAAAUUGUUCAAGGACCUCCUGGAUGUUUGCGUCAUCAUCUACCUUGAUGACAUCCUAAUUUACUCUAAGGAUGACGCAACACACACCCAGCACGUUCACGAAGUCUUACGGCGUCUCAUGGAAAAUCAACUGUUCUGUAAGGCAUCCAAAUGCACGUUCCACGUUACCUCGGUGGAAUACCUAGGAAUCAUAGUCUCGGAUAAGGGAUUCAGCCUGGAUAAGCUCAAAAUCCAGGCGGUCCAAGAAUGGCCCACCCCCACCAAGGUUAAGGAAGUCCAAUCCUUCCUUGGGUUCGCCAAUUUCCUAUGCCGGUUUGUAGCCAACUUUAGCCACAUGGCACGCCCAUUGCACAAUCUGGUUAAGAAGGACACAAUUUGGAAAUGGGAAACCAAGGAACAGGAAGCUUUCCAAGGAAUAAAGGACGCAAUUACCAAUGCCCCCGUUCUCUGCCAUGCCGACCCCACCAAACCCUACUUCCUAGAGACAGACGCUCAGGAGCUGCCCUGGGAUCCAUACUCAGCCAACAUCAGGAAGACGGCCAACUAUGACACCCAUGACAAGGAACUGUUAGCCAUCAUACGUUCCUUUGAGUAUUGGCGCAUUUUCCUGGAAGGAACCGCUCACCCUGUUACUGUAUUCACCGAUCACCGCAACUUGGAGUACUGGAAGGAGUCUCGGACAUUUAACCGUCGCCACGCUAGGUGGCACCUACUGCUAGCAGGGUAUAACUUCCAAAUCGUUUACCGCCCAGGAAAACAGUCAGGGAAACCCAAUGCACUCUCACGACGUGCUGAUCAUGCCGACAUUCCACCCGCCGCCCAGACUAUGCUCCCUAACCCUGUAUUUGCCAACGUAGCCCUAGUAACUCCCAAAAAGGAACUCCAACGCCAGAUUGAGGCUGCCUUGGACCAAGACAAAUCCCUGGAGGAAAUACUGCAAUUCCUCCAGAACAAGUCAAAGGCCCCACCAUCAAUAAAACAAGCCUUUAAGGAUUACAAAAUGGAAGCAGGCCUGCUAUUUUACCAAGGGAGAAUUGUGGUACCGGAUGCUGGAACAUUGAGAACGGACCUACUCCGCAUUUUCCACGACAGCCCUUUAGCUGGCCACCCAGGGAGACAACGUACCCUAGAACUGGUAUCCAGGAACUACUACUGGCCUGGGAUCCGCGCGGACACGUAUUGGCACGUUGACUCUUGCAAAACAUGUCAACGAAUCAGAAGGCCCAAGUAUGCAUCCAUUCCGCCGCAGCCCCUGGAACUUCCAACACGCCCCUGGCAACACGUGUCAUACGAUAUGAUAGUGGACUUGCCUAAAGACGGAAGUAACGAUUCCAUCUUGGUCAUUGUAGAUAGCUUCACAAAAUACGUCAUCCUGGUGGAGUGCUCUAAGAAACUAAAGGCACCCGAGCUAGCGGACCUGUUUCUACAACACAUAUGGAAGCGUUUUGGUAUGCCGGAGAAGACAGUCUCAGACCAAGGAAGGGUAUUCAACAACAAGUUCCUGAAGGCCUUGUACCAACGUCUGGGAAUAGACCCUCACUUUUCCUCGGCCUAUCACCCUCAAAGCGACGGACAGACAGAACGUGUAAACCCCACAGUUGAACACUUCUUAAGGGCCUACUCAGGGGUAAACCAGAAAGACUGGGUCAAGUGGUUACCAAUGGCGGAAUUUGCCUACAACAACGCAGUGCAUAGCUCAACAGGCAAAUCCCCUUUUAAGGCACUAUACGGUUGGGAACCUUCCUUAACUCCGAGUAACGUCCUGACAGACGUACCUGAGGCAGACAAUCUAGCAACCCAGAUGGAAGCACAAUGGCAGGAAAUAGAAGCGGCGCUCCGGCAAUCAAAGACACGCAUGGUAGCUGGAGAAGUGGGAGAACCACUUGAGUUCGAAAUUGGAGAAGAAGCCUGGCUAGACGCCAAAAACGUGAAGCUAAAGACCCUGAGUCCCAAGCUAACUGAACAACGCCUAGGCCCCUUCAAAGUAACCAAGAAAAUCUCCGACAGAGCAUAUCGCCUAGAGCUCCCGCCAACCAUGAGGAUCCACGAUGUCUUCUACGUGGGUCUGCUGUCAAAAGUCAAAAGGGACAAGAAGCGCAACUUUGAGAACCGGCCUCCACCUGUCACCGUGGAUGGAGAGGAAGAAUACGAGGUUGAAGGGAUCACAGACAUGGAAGAAAGGAACGGGAAGUGGUUUUUUAGGGUAAAAUGGAAAGGCUACGGAUCAGAGGAAAAUACCUGGGAACCAAGGGAGAACCUCAAAAACGCCGAAAAAAUCCUAGAAAAAUUCGAAAAAGAAAUGAAAAAGAAGGCCCUCGGCGCUGCCAAGGCCCUUAGAGGGGGGGCAGUGUUGUAG